Arabidopsis lyrata subsp. lyrata is the source of this 555-nucleotide messenger RNA. Its product is annotated as protein SKIP34. The transcript has a single exon. Lineage: Eukaryota; Viridiplantae; Streptophyta; Magnoliopsida; Brassicales; Brassicaceae. Bases 52 to 339 code for a protein of 95 amino acids. The record is from RefSeq and is a predicted model, not a curated record.
ACCCAAAACCGAAGUCCGAAGAAUUGAUUUUUGUGUUCUCUUUCCUUUACGAUGUGUUAUGGUCACAAUCAAUCGUUUUCGUCGCGAAGCAGCCUCCGUCGCCGAUCGCACGACGGAGAUGACGAUUCAGUGGUGGUAGAAGAUCUUCGCGACCGGCUGGCGGAAACCGAGGCGCGGCUGAGACGAGCAAGGGCGAGAGAAGCUGAGCUAAGCCGGAGGUUGGAGCAUAUGAAGAGAUUCGUUUCGGUGAUGGAGAUCAUUGAGACUUUCUUAGAACGGCGAUUCCAAGAGCAGAAAGAUCGAAUUGCCCGCCUUUUCUCUCCUGUAUCGACUAAAUAAAAGGGAAGGAAGCGUCAUCAUCGUCUUCUUCUUCUUCUUCCUCUUGCUUUUUUUCUUCUUUUUGUUGUGGGAUCUCUUUACUUUUGAAUGUCCCUUGUUUGUUUGUUGUUUGAUAGUAGCAGUUUAAGUUAAUUUCAGCAGCAAAUUUCUAAGAACCAUAGAUUUUGUUUUGUUGAAGCUUAAGGUAAAAAUGAAAGCUAUGUGCAAUUAUGUCCA